Hevea brasiliensis (rubber tree) is the source of this 744-nucleotide messenger RNA. RefSeq names its product B3 domain-containing protein At2g31420-like. Gene Ontology annotation, molecular function: DNA binding. The coding region runs from base 1 to 744 and encodes 247 amino acids. The transcript has a single exon. The record is from RefSeq and is a predicted model, not a curated record. Lineage: Eukaryota; Viridiplantae; Streptophyta; Magnoliopsida; Malpighiales; Euphorbiaceae.
AUGGGCAGAGUUCUUGAUGCAGAUGACGGUGGGUGUUUCGACAGAAUGGUGGCUGCGAUCAAGUUAAUGGAAGAAAGUAUUCUGACUACUUUUAUGCAACAAGUAAGAGCUGAAGCCAUGAUCAAGCAUGAUGACCGACUUGCUGCAUAUGUGCCCAAGAAAAGCAGGGGCCAUGGACAACACGUAGACAAGAAACCUCAUUCUCAUUCAUCUUUACUUCUUCAUGUGAAGUCUUUUGGGAGCAAGAGCGGGAAUGAGAACAAGAAAAGGGUUAGUGGCAAGCGAUGCUUUCAAAGUGGUAGCAGCAACGAAGAUGAGCAGAAGAAAAAAGAAAUUGCUGAAGAGACCAAGGCCUACAGAAUCAAUUUUGCAAAUUUUGGUUUGAAGACACCUACUGACAUGCCUGAGGAAUGGUGGCAUAAAAUUCAAGCAAGAGGAGGCAUUGAUGUGAAGUUGGUAAUAAUGAAACAGAUGUUUGCCACUGAUUUGAAUACUCAUCACAAUCGUUUCUCAAUCCCUUUUAAGCAGAUAAGAGAUUUCAGUUUUCUUACAGAGGAUGAGAAGAGAGAGUUAAAGGAGCCCAAGGAGAAAAUACCAGUUACACUCAUGGAACCUUGUGGUUCUGAGUCUGAGAUGUUGCUAAGGCAAUGGAAUUUGAAAAGUAGCAGUACCUAUGUGUUGACAUCUAGUUGGAAGAAAGUCUUGGAAAGGAAUCAUCAGGGAAGUUCAAACAAAAUUACAUAG